CGAUGUACCCUUUCAAUACAUGGUUCUCUUCUUGGACCGACCAGCUACCAGCACAUAUAAAACUCAUCCUCAGUUGAAGACUACCUCUCUCUCUCUCUCUCUCUCAAGAUCAGUUCCCUCCAUGUUCCAACUCCCUCUCUCUCUCUCUCAUUGGAGAUCAGUUCCCUCCAUGUUCCAUCCACCAAUGAGAAACCCACAAUAUAAACUACUCAUUUACCCAUUUCCAUAGAGUAGGCAUAUUUUGCGUGAUACACAUAGCUUCAUCAACAGACACCGAAUCCACCAAAAACCACAGAUUUGCGAAAUGGGUUCUCCUCCCAACCACCUUGGGCUGUUUCUAUGGCUGUAUUAUCUGGCCAUUUCUGGCUCAAAAUUCGUGGCUUCACAGAGCAACACAGGAGCCCCUGCAGUUGUUCAAGGCACUGCCUACAUCAGUGGGACAAUAUCAGUUGGGACGACAGAUGUUGAUUUCAUCUGUGCUACUCUGGAUUGGUGGCCCCCACAGAAAUGUGACUAUGGGACUUGUAGCUGGAGCACUGCUUCCCUUCUCAAUUUGGAUCUUACAGAUAUAGUCCUGUUGAACGCAAUCAAAGCAUUUUCUCCCCUGAAAAUUAGAAUUGGUGGAACAUUGCAAGAUAAUGUCCGAUACCAAACUGUGGGUGACCAAACACCAUGUACCGGAUUUGUUCAAAAUAGUGCGGACCCGUUUGGCUUCACUCAAGGUUGCUUACCCAUGGCUCGAUGGGAUGCGCUAAACGUUUUCUUCAAAGAGGCCGGGGCAAGAAUUAUAUUUGGACUGAAUGCAUUGACUGGAAGAACAGUAGGUUCAGAUGGUACAGCUACAGGAGCCUGGAAUUCUGCCAAUGCCGAAUCUCUUAUCAAGUAUACUAUCAACAAGGGUUACACCAUCGAUGGCUGGGAAUUUGGAAAUGAGUUAAGUGGGAGUGGAAUCGUAGCAAGCGUUGCCGCGGACCAAUACGCGGCCGACACGAUCUCUCUCCAAAACUUGGUGCAGAAACACUACAGAGGAUUUACGCUGACGCCUAUCGUCCUCGGGCCGGGAGGCUUCUUCGAUGCAACUUGGUUCCCAGAAUACAUUCAAAAAUCACAAAACUCUCUCCAAGUGGUCACUCACCACAUUUACAACCUGGGUGCAGGCGUCGACGAUCACUUGGUUGACAAGAUCCUUGAUCCAAACUAUCUUGGUGGUGAAUCCCAGACCUUCAGCAGCCUUCAAACCAUUCUAAAGAACUCUGGAACUUCAACAGUGGCAUGGGUUGGUGAAGCCGGUGGAGCUUAUAACAGUGGCCAUAAUCAUGUCACUAAUACAUUUGUUUUCAGCUUUUGGUACUUGGAUCAGCUUGGAAUGGCAGCCUCUUUCGAUACGAAAACAUACUGUAGACAAUCGCUCAUUGGUGGAAACUAUGGCCUACUCAACACUACUACCUUUGUUCCGAAUCCCGAUUACUACAGUGCUCUUCUUUUUCACCGGCUCAUGGGAAGAAAAGUCCUGGCAACUACCUUCAACGGGACAAAUAAAGUCCGCGCUUACACUCACUGUGCCCAAAAAUCUAAAGGAAUCACAUUGCUCUUGAUAAACCUAGAUGGAAACAACACAGCACAAGUUGAGGUUUCCAUUUCAAAUGUGAUAGUGACACAACCCCUUAAUCGGAACUCAGCGCCCCUGUCUGCAAAGUCUGGUGUCAUAACAAGAGAAGAAUACCAUUUAACAGCCGCAAACGGAGAUUUCCAGAGCCAAACAGUGCUUCUAAAUGGGAAACCACUAACCGUGGAUUCCUCUGGAGGAAUUCCUCCCUUGCUACCCGUGAGGGUGGACCCUUCACAACCUGUAACUGUUGGUCCUUACUCUAUAGUGUUUGUUCACUUUCCCAGUAUUCGGGUUCCUGCUUGUAAGUAGGCAGCAAGGCCUGCUCAUAUACAACAAUUGUAAAUCCGGUUUCCUAUUCCUGAUUCAGAUUAUGCGCUAAAAUGAAGCGCUUAUUGAGAAAUGUAAACAUCGGAAGGCUAUACAUAAUACUCCCCUAAAAAGGUGAAAACUAUACAUCAGUCGUUUAUAGUAUCUAUCACCGGACGAAU
This is a messenger RNA of Rhododendron vialii, 2097 nucleotides long. RefSeq names its product heparanase-like protein 3. Gene Ontology annotation, cellular component: membrane; plant-type cell wall. Bases 305 to 1918 code for a protein of 537 amino acids. The transcript is spliced from 9 exons. NCBI's taxonomy places the organism in Eukaryota, Viridiplantae, Streptophyta, Magnoliopsida, Ericales, Ericaceae. Gene Ontology annotation, molecular function: beta-glucuronidase activity. The record is from RefSeq and is a predicted model, not a curated record.